CCGCUCCAAGGCUGCCCACGACUCGCCCUCACUACCCGCGCCAAACUCCCGGAUAUAAUAAGUCUUGGUCUGGACAAAAAGACUUGAGCCACCAUCACGCGCUGGAUCCACAGCCAGCUCCACUCCGAUCGACGACGUCAGGCUCGAACAGUCGCUGUUAGCACUUUCCGAACUGCCGAAGCCCUAUUUUUUUUCUCAGACCACCCACCACACUGCCUCGAGACACUGCCAUCCGUUGCCCGCACGAGACCAAUUGUCCCAGCAAUGCAGGAGGAAGACUUGGACAUCCUUCGCAACGAGGCCAACGCCGACCCAGACAGGUAUAACACAUGGGAUCCCCAGCGCCAGUUCCGCGAAGAGUACCACCGCCUGCACCAGCAUGACCAGACGCCCAGCGAGCGCAUGCGCAACAUUGCUGCUCAUGAGCGAGGAGAGUCGGUAGAGGGCGCCGACCAGGUUUCAGCCGCGCUCCAGCAAAACGCGACACCGGCGGGAGAAAGGGAAGAGGAGGUCGCCUCGCCUCUGUCGCGCCAGACCACGUCCUCGUCGACCACCAGCUCGACAAGCUCAACCUCGACCCACAGCCCUCGUCUCGAAGAAAUACGCACCGCGCAUUCGACUCCCGCACGCAAUCGCCGCCCAACGGUCAAUUCGCAGACGUCGAGCGGCAACUACCUCACCCUGCACCCCACCGAACGCGACCCCGAAGCCAUCCGCCGUAUCGAGACACACCGUAGCCAGCAUGCAGGUACCGUUGGUGCUUCGCGAGUCGAUUCGCGCCUGUCUAGGACGCUUACACGGCGGCGCACCGAGAAGCCACUGCCCAAUCUGGGAGCGGGAAAACCGUUUCCUCCCCUUCUGCCGGACAGGGAAGAAUACGUCGUCGAGUUUGAUGGUGUAGACGACCCGCUGCACCCCCAAAACUGGCCCAUGAAGAAGAAGCUGGCCAUUGGUGCUAUGCUAGCUUUCGAUGCCCUCUCGGCAACCAUGGGCUCCAGUAUCUUUUCCGCUGCGACAAUUCCCGUGUCCCGGCAAUUUGGCGUGGCUAAUGUCGUGGGUACUCUGGGUACGAGUUUGUUCGUCUUUGGAUAUGCCUUUGGCCCUCUGAUGUGGGCGCCCUUCUCGGAGCUGUACGGCCGAAAGCCUCCGCUCAUCAUCGCCGCCUUUGGAUUCGCCAUCUUCAGCAUUGCCGUUGCCGUCGCCAAAGACCUACAAACCGUCUUGAUCUGCCGUUUUUUCGCCGGUCUCUUCGGCUCCUCCCCGCUAGCCAUCGUCGCGGCCGUCUUUGCAGAUAUGUUCAACAAUAGUGUUCGUGGUCUUGCCGUGGCAGUCUUUUCAGCGACCGUGUUCAUGGGGCCACUUUUGGCGCCCUUCAUCGGGGGUUUCAUCACCCAGAGCUACCUGGGGUGGAGGUGGACCGAGUACAUCUCCAGUAUCAUGGGCUUCGUGGCGUUUGUGUUGUUGUUUUUCUUCCUUGAAGAGACCUACCCGCCGGUAGUGCUCAUUAAUAAGGCGAGUGAGCUUAGGCGACGAACACGGAACUGGGGUAUUCAUGCAAAGCAAGAGGAAAUUGAAGUUGACUUCAGAGAGUUGAUUAUCAAGAACGUCAGCAGGCCCAUGCGCAUCCUCUUUACCGAGCCUAUCGUCUUACUCAUCACCAUUUACAUGAGUUUCAUCUACGGUCUGCUCUACCUCUUCCUGACCGCCUACGCCCUCGUUUUCCAAGGCGUAUACGGGUGGAGUGCCGGCAUUGGCGGCCUUGCAUACUUUGGCAUGGUUGCUGGCGAGGUUAUUGCCUUUAUUGUCGUCGUGUUGGACAAUCCACGCUACAUUAAGAAGCUGCAGGCAAACAACAACAUUCCUGUCCCAGAGUGGCGCUUGCCAAUCGCCAUGGUUGGUGGUGUAUUCUUUACCGGUGGCUUGUUCUGGUUUGGUUGGUCAGGUUACAACGGCCAUGUACACUGGAUUGUCCCUGUACUCUCUGGUCUCCUCACCGGUUUCGGUAUUUUCUCCAUCUUCCUGUCUUUGCUCAACUACAUUGUCGACGCCUACCUCAUGUUCGCCGCUUCGGCCAUCGCCGCAAACACCUUUAUGCGUUCAAUGUUUGGUGGUGUGUUUCCACUAUUCGCCACUUUCAUGUUCAAGGGCAUGGGUAUCCAGUGGGCAAGUACACUACUCGGUUGUGUCGCCGCAGUCCUCGUACCGAUGCCUAUAAUCUUUUACGUUUACGGAAAGAAGAUCCGUGCCAGGAGUAAGUUUGCACCUGCACCGGAUAUCGAGCAGGACAAGAGGAGAGACGAGGAGAGCCGGGGACUAGAGGCAACGGGAGAGGAGGGCAGUGGUGAGAUAGAAAAGGAGAGCGUGAACUGCGAAAACGGAGGACUGCAAAAGGAGAGGAGCAAGGAACAGUAGCGGUGCAACCAAGGAUCAAAAUUUUUCUUCUUGUAUAUUUAACGAUUUUACGUUUUUAAUCCAACAUCCUUGAGCCCC
Molecule: messenger RNA, 2490 nt
Organism: Exserohilum turcica Et28A
Lineage: Eukaryota; Fungi; Ascomycota; Dothideomycetes; Pleosporales; Pleosporaceae
Exons: 4
Coding region: 265-2412 (715 amino acids)
Biological process (GO): transmembrane transport
Molecular function (GO): transmembrane transporter activity
Source: RefSeq, a predicted model, not a curated record